Medicago truncatula (barrel medic) is the source of this 2955-nucleotide messenger RNA. Its product is annotated as photosystem I P700 chlorophyll a apoprotein A1. The transcript has a single exon. NCBI's taxonomy places the organism in Eukaryota, Viridiplantae, Streptophyta, Magnoliopsida, Fabales, Fabaceae. Bases 498 to 2822 code for a protein of 774 amino acids. Gene Ontology annotation, biological process: photosynthesis. Gene Ontology annotation, molecular function: metal ion binding. The record is from RefSeq and is a predicted model, not a curated record. Gene Ontology annotation, cellular component: thylakoid; chloroplast thylakoid membrane.
AUAUAAAGAGAAUACGGAUCAUUCAUUUUCUAAAUAUAAAGCAACAAACAAUCAAAAGAUUUUCUUAUAUCCCUUCUAAAAUAGUUCUAUUUCAUCUGAUAUUUCGUUAUGUUCCUUAGUAAUGCUAAUAUAACUGCUCACGUGAUUUGAAAUAAAGUACCUAAGAAUAUCUUCUCUGUAAGAUAUGCAAGAAAGACAAAAAAUUUCAUUUGUUCCAUCUAGGAAUCUCUAAGUGAAAUAUGAAUAGACUAGGUUGCACAAAAAAUUCUUUAACUUCAUUAAAUUCAAAGUUCAGAAAAGGUUUUAGAAUUAAAAAAAAGGGUCCGUUGAGCGCCUUACUACUAUGUCAUAAUAGAUCCGAACACUUGCCCCGGAUUAACUUCCGGAUCAUAAUUGUUCUAGUGAAUAACUAAAGAAAAUAUAGAAUAAAUAGAUGGGAGAUAGAAGAGAAAGUUAUUCAAUAUAAACAUCUCUCAUAAGUUCACUAAUUAUGUUUUAUGUUGGCGGGUCUCUUUGUAUGUGUUGUCCGGAAAGAGGAGGACUCAAUGAUUAUUCGUUCGCCGGAACCAAAAGUCAAAAUUUUGGUAGAUCCAGAAGUCAAAAUUUUGGUAGAUAGGGAUCCCAUAAAAACUUCUUUCGAGCAAUGGGCAAAGCCUGGUCAUUUCUCAAGAACAAUAGCUAAGGGACCUGAUACUACUACUUGGAUCUGGAACCUACAUGCUGAUGCUCAUGAUUUCGAUAGCCAUACUAGUGAUUUAGAGGAGAUUUCCCGAAAAGUAUUUAGUGCUCAUUUCGGCCAACUCUCCAUUAUCUUUCUUUGGCUGAGUGGCAUGUAUUUCCAUGGUGCUCGUUUUUCCAAUUAUGAAGCAUGGCUAAAUGAUCCUACUCACAUUCGACCUAGUGCCCAGGUGGUUUGGCCAAUAGUAGGCCAAGAAAUAUUGAAUGGUGAUGUAGGCGGAGGUUUCCGCGGAAUACAAAUAACUUCUGGUUUUUUUCAGAUUUGGCGAGCAUCUGGAAUAACUAAUGAAUUACAACUCUAUUGUACUGCAAUUGGUGCAUUGGUCUUUGCAGCCUUAAUGCUUUUUGCUGGUUGGUUUCAUUAUCACAAAGCUGCUCCAAAAUUGGCUUGGUUCCAAGAUGUAGAAUCCAUGUUGAAUCACCAUUUGGCAGGGCUACUAGGACUUGGGUCUCUUUCUUGGGCGGGGCAUCAAGUACAUGUAUCUUUACCAAUUAACCAAUUUCGAAAUGCUGGAGUAGAUCCCAAAGAGAUCCCACUUCCUCAUGAAUUUAUCUUGAAUCGGGAUCUUUUGGCUCAACUUUAUCCAAGUUUUGCCGAAGGAGCAACCCCAUUUUUUACCUUGAAUUGGUCAAAAUACGCGGACUUUCUAACUUUUCGUGGAGGAUUAGAUCCACUAACUGGGGGUCUAUGGCUGACCGAUAUUGCACAUCAUCAUUUAGCUAUUGCAAUUCUUUUUCUCAUUGCCGGUCAUAUGUAUAGAACUAAUUGGGCUAUUGGUCAUGGUAUAAGAGAUAUUUUAGAGGCCCAUAAAGGUCCAUUUACAGGCCAAGGUCAUAAAGGUCUAUAUGAGAUCCUAACAACGUCAUGGCAUGCUCAAUUAUCUAUUAACCUAGCUAUGUUAAGCUCUUUGACCAUUAUUGUAGCUCACCAUAUGUAUGCUAUGCCUCCUUAUCCAUACCUAGCUACUGACUAUGGGACACAACUGUCAUUGUUCACACAUCACAUGUGGAUUGGGGGAUUUCUCAUAGUUGGUGCUGCUGCACAUGCAGCCAUUUUUAUGGUAAGAGACUAUGAUCCAACUACUCGAUACAACGAUCUAUUAGAUCGUAUUCUUAGACAUCGCGAUGCAAUCAUAUCACAUCUCAACUGGGUGUGUAUAUUUUUAGGCUUUCACAGUUUUGGUUUGUAUAUUCAUAAUGAUACCAUGAGUGCUUUAGGGCGCCCUCAAGAUAUGUUUUCUGAUACCGCUAUACAAUUACAACCAGUCUUUGCUCAAUGGAUACAAAAUACCCACGCUUUAGCACCUGGUACAACGGCCCCUGGUGCAACAGCAAGCACCAGUUUGACUUGGGGCGGUGGUGAUUUAGUGGCAGUGGGCGGCAAAGUAGCUUUGUUACCUAUUCCAUUAGGAACUGCAGAUUUUUUGGUACAUCAUAUUCAUGCAUUUACAAUUCACGUGACGGUAUUGAUACUCCUAAAAGGAGUUCUAUUUGCUCGUAGCUCACGAUUGAUACCGGAUAAAGCAAAUCUUGGUUUUCGGUUCCCUUGUGAUGGACCUGGAAGAGGGGGGACAUGCCAAGUAUCCGCUUGGGAUCACGUCUUCUUAGGAUUAUUUUGGAUGUACAAUUCAAUUUCUGUAGUAAUAUUCCAUUUCAGUUGGAAAAUGCAGUCCGAUGUUUGGGGUAGUAUAAACGAUCAAGGAGUAGUAACUCAUAUCACAGGAGGAAACUUUGCGCAGAGUUCGAUUACCAUUAAUGGGUGGCUCCGCGAUUUCUUAUGGGCGCAGGCAUCCCAGGUAAUUCAGUCUUAUGGUUCCUCAUUAUCUGCAUAUGGUCUUUUUUUCUUAGGUGCCCAUUUUGUAUGGGCUUUUAGUUUAAUGUUUCUAUUCAGCGGGCGUGGUUAUUGGCAAGAACUUAUUGAAUCCAUCGUUUGGGCUCAUAAUAAAUUAAAAGUUGCUCCUGCUACUCAGCCUAGAGCCUUGAGCAUUGUACAGGGACGUGCUGUAGGAGUAACCCAUUACCUUCUGGGUGGAAUUGCCACAACGUGGGCAUUCUUCUUAGCAAGAAUUAUUGCAGUAGGAUAAUGGCUAGGAGGAUUUGAAAAGCAUUAUGGCAUUAAGAUUUCCAAGGUUUAGCCAAGGCUUAGCUCAGGACCCCACUACUCGUCGUAUUUGGUUUGGUAUUGCUACCGCACAUGACUUCGAAAGUCAUGAUGAU